Molecule: messenger RNA, 10058 nt
Organism: Lineus longissimus
Lineage: Eukaryota; Metazoa; Nemertea; Pilidiophora; Heteronemertea; Lineidae
Product: girdin-like
Exons: 26
Coding region: 479-6826 (2115 amino acids)
Biological process (GO): cytoplasmic microtubule organization; cytoskeleton-dependent intracellular transport
Cellular component (GO): cytoplasm; centrosome
Molecular function (GO): microtubule binding; dynein light intermediate chain binding
Source: RefSeq, a predicted model, not a curated record
CAAUACUUGCUGUUCUGUUUUGUCAUUUUGUUCCCAAAAUUCAGUGAUUAUCUCACUUUUCAAACAGAUGAUUUCAUUUCCGUCCUUUGAGUUUGCACACUUUGUAUACUGUCUCCCUAAUUGAUAUAGUUGUUUGACACGUUUCACUUGUCUUUAUCCCGAAAUCGACCACUUUUGGUAGACUUGUCAAAACUAACAGGUUGUUUAUUUAGCUCACCUGUACAAUGAAUGUACACUAAAUGUGUGUGUGAAGUAUAGAACCACUACGAUACAUAACUUUUUUAGUACAGCUAGCUAGAGCUACGGGAAUAAUGUAAAUAUUACACAUUGACAAUGCGUUUUGUGCCCCUUGUCCAUAUAGCCUGCAUAGGAUGCUGAAGAUGUAAAAUGUGCAGGAUUAUGUCAUUCAUGUUGGAUUAUCAUUCGUUUUGGAAUAUAUUGUGAAGCCAGUCCGUGUUACUGUUGAAGAGAGUUCAGCAUGGCUGCCCCAAGUUUUAUGGAGACACCCCUUGUUCUUUGGGUGCAGACAUUUGCUGACUGUGACACCAGGGUUGAUUAUGAUACCCUGGCUGAUGGGACUUAUCUCAAUGAUGUCAUGCACCAGAUUGAUCCAAGGGCGAGCCGUGAACACAUCAAUGCUAAUGUAGAGGACCUGAAGGAACGUCUUCACAACUGGGAUAUAUUGUUAAAAAAUAUCAGGAUUUAUUAUGAGGAUUGUCUGCAGCAAUUUAUUGUGAUGAAACUUCCAAACGUACUCGCCAUCAGCAGAGAACCACACUCAGAACAAGCCGAAGAAGAAAUCCGUAAGGCGUUGUUACUGCUGCUGGGUUGUGCCGUCCAGUGCGAACAGAAAGAAGACUUCAUUGAGAAUAUCAAGUCAUUGGAUAUUGAAGUGCAGCAUGAGAUGGUCAACCUUAUUCAAGAGAUCACGGAUGACAGAAAGAAUGUUUGUUCGAUGGACAUCGGUGAGGACAUGGAUCCCGAGCAUACCAAGAUCCUCUGCAAUCACUUGAAGAGUCUGCUCAGAGAAAGGGAUGGAUUCGUUGAGUUUGUGGAAUCUCAAAAUCAGGAAAUCCGCGACCUCACGACGAAUCUUGACAUCUACCAGUCGCAACUGGAGGCAGCACAGAAGGCAGCCGGGACAAUGGCUGGUGGCUCCCCCAUGGCUCAAGAGAAACAUCACCUCGGCGUUGAGUUGGCCGACGCUAAAGCAAAGACCAGGCGAAUCCGACAAGAAUUGGAGGAGAAGAAUGAGCUGAUUCAAGAGCUGAAGGAGGAACUAGAUGAGAGUAAGACAUUGUUGUCCAAGCUCAGGAAUGAGAAUCUAACAUUAAGUCAAGAUGCCAGGGCAGCCAGGACGUACCGUGAUGAACUGGACAUCCUCAAAGAGAAGGCCAGCCGAGCAGACAAGCACGAGACUGAAAUUCUCAAGUACAAGGAACGCUUAAAUGAGCUGGAGUUUUUCAAGGCCAGAGUUGAGGAGCUCCGAGAAGACAACACGAUCUUGAUGGAGACAAAACAGAUGCUUGAAGAUCAGCUGACGAGCAGCCACAAGAGAGUUGAAACUGUGAUAGAACUGGAGAAUGAGAUUAUGAGAUAUAAGCAACAGCUUGAGGAAUCGACUGCCGCACGUGAUAUCGAUCGUGAGCGUAUCCAAGAGUUGGUAGAGGAGAAUGCACGACUUGAGUAUGAGAUCAAGAGUAGUAUGAAUGAGAGCUCCAAUCUGGAACAUGAGUUGACCAAAGCAAUGAAGGAUGCAGGAGGAAAAGGAAACUCCUUAUCUGACCAAUUGAGUGAGACUGCCAAUGCCAAGGUUCUGCGAUUAGAACUUGAGAACCAGCGACUCCAGAAACUCUUCGAUGAAAACAGGGAGGGCUCCAUGUUAGAGUCGACCACGCGGCAACUCGAGUUAGAGAAGGAAAACAACCGUUUGGCAAAGAAAGUUGAAAAGUUACAGACGUCGAUGUCAAAGGAUUCCAGUCGAGUGAUCGAGUUGGAGCAUGCAACAGAGGAGGUGUUCCGGGAAAAAGAUCAGUUGCAGCAGACGAUCGAGGUUAUUAAGGCAAGUGCUGAGCGGCAGGUUAAGGAAUUGGAGACGGAGAAUGCACAGUUGAUGCAGACGGUGGAGACGUUACGGGAACGCAAUGAAAAGACUCAAGAUAUCCGAUUCAAAGACAUUGAGAAAGAGAAUAAACGUUUACAUGAGUCGGUGACAGAACUACGGGGCAACUUGUCCAAAAUGGAAUUUGACAAUCGCCAGUUGAAAAAGUCACACGAUCGGUUGCAAAAUAACAUGAAUAAGGUAUCAGAUCUUGAACGUGAUACGGAAAAAUUAGAGAGGGAGAAUUCUAAUUUGCAAAAGAUGAUCACUACUUUGAAAUUAACUUGUGAUAAGUAUGAAACAUUAGAACAGGAGGCGUCCGAUCUUGAGGUCGAGAAUCGUAAACUUUCGAAAAAUGUUGAAUCAUUCAAGAAAACUGUGGCUAAAGUGGAGCAGUUGGAGCAAGAGAAUAUUUCGUUGACUGUUGAGAAUCAGCGUCUGCAUCGGGUGAUAGAAAAUAUCAAGAACUCAUCGUCGCGGGUGUUGGAUUUAGAGCAUGACAACGACCAGUUGAAUAAGGAGAUUCAGCAGUUGAAGAAAGCUUUAGAGAAUCAAAAGAUCGAUAGUAUGAAGUACGACCAGUUGGAGAUUGAUCUUCUUGACGUUGAUAACGAUAACCAGAAGUUGUCCAAGAGUCUGGAACUUGCCAAUAGGAAAGUUGACGAGUUACAACGUGAUAAUCAGGAGUUAGAAAACGAGAACCAAAAGUUGGGGAAGACAUUAGAAACAUUGAAAGUCUCAUUGCGGAAGUUAGAAGAUAUGGAGCGUGAAAAUACAGAGCUGGAACAAGAGAAUGGUGCGCUGCAUAAAGAGCAGGCUUUGUUAGAGAAGGACUUGAAGAAGUUACAGCAGAUGACAGAAGUCAAGGAUUCAUCCAUCGAUGAGUUGAGUGCAAAGUUGGCGGCCGUUGAUCGGGAGAACAAGAACAAUCGAAAGUCGAUGGAUAAGAAUCGCGACGUGAUGACACGGGUGCGUGAACUAGAGAAGGAGAAUAAAGACUUAUUCCAACAGAAUGUGAUGGACAAGAAGACAUUGGCAACACUGAGAGAGGAUUUUGUCAAUGAAAAGAUCAGGUCACAGCAGUUGAGUAAUGAACUUGAUAAACUCUCCCAAGACUUGGAGAAGGUUGGGCUCAACAAGGAGAAGAUAUUGAUGGCAGAAUCUACGGAGGGUGAAAGUCGGUUCAAAGCCCUUGAAACUAUGAUGGUUGGAGCCCACCAGAAGAGUCUUGAGAUCAAAAGUGAGAAAAUCCAGUCGCUUGAAAGCCGCCUUGAGGAGUCCAUGGCGAGGAACCAGAAACUCUCAUCAGAGUUAAAACUCGCCAAGAGGAAGUAUGAUAGUCUCCAGCAAGCGGUUGAAGAGGAUGGGCUAAUCUCUCCUGAUGGAUCGGCCCCGAACACCACCAUCCUCAUGUCACCUCAUGGAGAUGGUAAACCUAACCGAGUGGUUACCCAGGUGAACCUAAAGACUGCCCAUAACAACCCUGCCCGUGACAUUCUCCACAUACAGGAGCACCUUGUGGAAGUGGAGCGAACAAAUGCCUCCCUGUUAGCAGAAAACAAGAUCAUGAAAACACAGUCGAAGGCAAUGGACGAAAGGAUCCAUAAAUUUGAGUCCCAGAAUAACAACCUCCACUCCCAAGUCUCAACUCUCCAGAUGCAGUGUAACGUUCUGCAGCAGGAGAAUGCCAAACUUCAGGUUGAGACCUCAACCCUUCAGUCCCAGAUUAAUGCCCUCCAAUCACAGAACAGCUCGCUGAAGAAUCAGUUUGGUCAUUUAGAGUCUGAUCAUGAGCAUCUCAUGUCCAGCCACGAAGAGUUACAGGGUGCUCAUGAGUCGCUGGUCUCUGAUCACGAAGCCCUGCAGUCCCUCCAUGAACAACUCACAUCAGAGUACGAGUCCUUGAUCUCCGAACAUGGCUCGUUAAAAUCCGUCCACAAACAGCUCAAGGCUGACUACAAGAACUUGAAACGAACGAACAUGGAGAUAUUGCGUGAAAAAGAGAACAUUGGCGUGUUACGCGAGGCUGUGGAACACGAUCGGCAUAUGAUCCGAAAUGAGGCUAAGUCGCUUGGCUCACUGCAGUCAGAUUACAUCAACGUGAAAGACGAGUGUUUGCGACUACGUGACUUGAAUGAUAAAUUGAACAGCGAGCUCAAGGACUUGUUGUUGGAACAUAAGACCGUCAAGUCUGAGUAUAAUAAUCUUCAGUUGAUGUAUACAGAGUUGCAGGGUGAUAUGGCCGAGUGUAAGGAUCAGUUGAACACUAUGGACGUGGAGGUCUCCAAGAUGGCUAACAAGGUCGAGGCCCUGCAACAGAUGAAUAACCAGCUGGAGGAGGAGAACAGGGCCCUGAUGUUACAGCUUCAGGCCCUGCUCACACAGAACCAAGAACUCCUAACGCAAACUCUUGAGAGCAAGGAACAAGCCCAUGAUGAUGAAAGAUCAUAUCUGGAAAAACUUGCAGACCUUCGAAGACAGAAAGAGAAACUGGAAGAAAAGAUUAUGGAACAGUACAAACGUUAUAAGCCUUCUCCGAAAAAGAGCCGUAGUUUUGGUGCCAAUCUUGUGAGAAAAGCAAGGGGAUUUAUCAAUAGGAAUCAGAGGAAAAGUCAAGGUGGUACUCCAGAACAUUCCACCGGGAGUCCCGAUAACUCAUCACUUGGUUCAUACGGAGAUUCUACUGACGGGAGGAGAAAUGGUCACCUAAGCAAAAAACACCGUAGUAAAAGUAUGGGACAGCUAUUCAGUGGUGCUCCAUUGUCUGCUGAAAAACGUACACCACCCCCACGAAAAAUGAGCCAACCGGCCGUCGUCCACAGCCAGCUUCAGGGUAGCAAAAGCACAAACAACUUGAGCCAGACGGAACCCAAACUUUCGAAGAAUCGUGGUCUUGCCUCAUCAACGACGGGCAUCCAUCUUUUGUCCAGAGAUGAGCCUGAUGAAGGAGGAUUCACGCUAAGAGGUGUAACAUCCAGCGAAGAUAUCACAAACAUUGAUACGUCAUCUAGCCGUGCCUCGGUGGCGCUCUCUACCAGUAGCACCUCUACUCAAUUAAAGGGAAAACAAGGUUACGACCAGCCCAAGGACCGUCGCUCCACGUCCAGUCAGAAGACGAACUCGACCGACUCCAGCGACCUUCACCUUCCAUUGAAGAAGCUGAUCCCAGGUUCGAUGAGUAUCUACGAUCGCACUCCUGAGGACUCACCAAGAGGGAAGACAAAUCUGAUGAGUCUGAAAGAGUUCUUGGAUGAUUUGAACAACUCGCCGGAAACCAGGCGGCGGAACGCGAAGGAAAGACAUCAAAAAGAGCAAAAAGAAAGAGAAGAGAGAGAAAAGGCAGAGUUAGAAGCUAGCUUGGCAAACAUUACGGCCGUGUCUGCAGCACUAUCAGACCAAAGCAGACCAGCAGACGAUACGUCCAGAUCUUCCAACUUAUCGCAAAACAGCACCCCAGAACGUCGAUUUUCAAGUUACACUCCGCAGAAAACCAGCCCACAUCUCUCUCACAAUGAUUCAAAUGAAAGACGUUAUACCCAACCUGCAAAUAUACUGUCUCAGUCCACUGUGAACAUUUCAAAGAUUUCUAAUGAGUCUAAUCCAAAUGCUAGUGUCAAUUAUAGUCAAGGUAUUGAUAGGCCGAUGUCAGCCAUGGGAUCACCUAUGGCAUAUAACCAGCAUAACUUCUCUUCUACGCCGGUUGCCUCCACACCGAGCUAUGAGAGGCCCCGAUCUGCUAUGGGUGCUGCUAUGGGGCGGCGUGUGAUGCCGGAACCACCAGCAAGGCCAUCGAGGGAAGGUAGCUACCCAACUGCUCCUAGGCAGAGACCUGUCAGUGAAUAUCGGCCUCGGUCAUCAAGUGAUGGUCCGUCCCAAGGUGCUGAAAGACAUUCUAGUGGGAUCCAACUUGUACGCAAACCAGGGGGCAGUGGAAGCAGUGGUGUGAGUGUAGGACGUCAGCUACCCCCUUCACCAACACGCCAAGGCCUGACCCACCAAGGCAGUGUGGAUAGCAGGAUAGGGGCGUCGCCAUCAAGAACGGACAUUCCGAGACAAAACAAUUCAGAUUCAAAACUUCAGGGUGAAAAUUCAGGAUACGGGGCAUAUGCAUCCGCGUCGUUAGGUAGAAAGCCUAGCGGGGCGACCACGAAUCCAAAUUACGAGAACACGUACACAAACUCUUAUGGAACUGUUGAUCGCCGACCAAGUAAUAGUACUCCUGAAAGAGUGAAUUCUAAUCAAAAGAACCCUGACAGUGGCGGCUAUUCCACUCAGUACAAUGAACGGAUGAAUGAUAAUUCGUACCAGAAUGAUAAUUCUGUGAGUAGAAUGGUGAAAAAUUAUCAAGACAGUGCACAUUCAAAUAGCCCAAAUAAACCGGUAGCACCACCUAGACGUAGAGGCAGCAAUCCGAACAUUCUUGAAGGGGAGGUACCCCUCAUCCAACCAACCCCCAUACGUCCUGGAAAUGGCCAGCAUGGGAGACCGACCACACCGUAUGGCCAGUCUCCACAAUCACAGCAACGAGCUGUGGUACAUCCUGUGAAGCCAUACCCGGCUACGAUGACUCGCUCAUCCGGUGCUACACCUGGUCGGUCGAAACCUGAGGCACCCAAGAACCAGCCGCCAUAUCCGGACACAGAGCCCCCACCACGCCCUCCUCCACCUGCAGAAGGUGAACCAAAACCAAAAUCAUCCGUCUGGUAUGAGUAUGGUUGUGUUUAGCGCAAUUAGUUACAAUAGCAAGUCAGACCACUUGAGAAAAAUGGACAGACCACUGGACAAUGGCUGUGUAAACAUUCCAUGGUAAAGAAUACUAAAGCUUUUCUACUAAAGAAUAUCAAUACAAAACCUUCAAAAGUGCAAACUUUUCCUCCAGUAUGGAAACACCCCACCAGACAGACGACUGGGUCCAUGAAGAUAAGGGGGUUUACAGUCAAUGAUCUCAAUAUACAUUCCAUUUGUCCAACGAUCAACACCGCUGUAUAAGUGGCAAUAUUUUCUUUGUAUCUGCAUGUGAGCUUGUUUGAUCUGGCAUUGAAAAUGUCAGUGUCGUGUAAAUGAUGUAUACUUCUGUUUAUAGUAUUGUUAGCCUACCAUACUUGUGAAGGGCAAAGUGUUUGUUUAAGAUGCUGAAUUCCCUUAUGUUUGUAACAUUUUGCAAAAGAUAAUCCUCCAGUAUUGUUGCUCUUCUGUGCAAACAGUGAAUUGUAUUUGCAGUAUUCCUUUGAAGUAACAAUGAGGCUCUGCUAAGCCCUUCCUUUUUGUGACUGGACUUGGCUUCAAAUUCGAAAUGCUCUAUCAAAUAGCAAUGUUGUUCUUGGGUAGUCUUCAUUAGAGUUUAAUCCGAUCCAAAAUAGAUCUGUAUAAACUUCGAUCCCAUCCUUUAGCCGUAGCACCAAUGAAAUGUUUAUUUAAAAUCGUGAUCUUCUGCCAAUACGACUGAUGACCACACCAAACUUGAAUUUAACCCUUCUGCUGCCUAGCAUUGUGCCGCUGACAAAAAAACAGCAAAUUUUUCAGAAAUUCCCAGUUGGCGCCACUUGUCUUCCAGGAGAUUACGACAAAUUUCUGGUUUUGAAAUAGAACUGCUGAUAUUUAUUUAUGUCGGAAAAUAGUCCAUUCAUUGACAACUUGCCAAGUAAUGUUACACCUAUUCUGCUCCUGGGGAGUAAAAUAAGAAAACCAAGAAGGCAGAAAAUGAUCUUUUGAGUAUAUAAUUUGCAUUUGAGUAUCUUUGGUACAGUAUCCUGUUCAGCAUAAUUUUUUUCUAUGACGACACUUCAUCAGAAGGUUGAACAGUAAUUUCUGGUGUCUUAAUUGAGUAAUUAACGGCAUGCUGUUUUGGCAUGUUUCAUUGUUGUGAUUUGUAAUAUUUUGCCACCUUACACACCGUUCACAAGGGGUUGUUAUAUGUAUCAGAAACCAGCUGUAAAUUCCAGCGGAUAUUUUGUACCUUAGUGAAACUUGUUGUCUGGUGAUGAAUUAGGACCAAAGUUAAAAUCUGGCUUGGUUGUAAUAAUGUGUCAGUGUCAAGCGACUGUGAGGGUGAUAUCCCUCCAAUGAGGUAGUGGUCAUCAAAUCCAGGAGGUGCAGUCUGUCAUGUGACUUUUCGGGGCUCAUCCAUGCUAAACAGUAGGGAUGAUCAGUUGCAUCUUUCCAUAACUAUAAUGGUUGUAGUGCUGAACAAGGCCUAUUUUGAAAGGAACAGAAAGUUCAGUACAUUUCCACAAAAAUGCACUUUUGGUGACCCUUGAUUGAGAUCUGGGAAGUAUGAGUAUUUGCCUCAAAAGCAACAGGUGGACUUGAAUGGCACUUGACCACUUUAGAGUGAAAAUGUGAUGGAUUUUGCUUUGCAGCUGAGCAUGUACUCUACUAAUGAAAGUGUAUUGUUCACAUCAGAAAUGUUGGCCUGGAUAUCACUAAUGCUUAAAGGGAUUGGUUGUUACAUCACAGGGGAUGCAUCCCACCCCCUUCCAUAUUCAUUCAUGAAAAAUCUCUGAAAUUGGAAUUUUUUGAUUUUUUCGACUUCUGGAUCCGCCCUUGCAUCAGAUGUAGAGCAAUGAUAUUACAGAUCCAUCUUGACAUUUUAGAGCUUCCGAAAUUUGCACUAUUCUGAUUUGUUUGAUUUCUGACUAGUCAUAUUGAGUAAGUGGAUCAGACUCAAUGCUUACCCUUCAUUAGCCUGGUUCUACAGAUCCACCAAACUCCCCCACAGUUGCUCACUAUUCCACCAAAUUGCCCAUGCAUCUUGUUAUUGGAGACUAGUAAUGGUACAUGUACACAGAUGGCAUAGACCUUCAAGAGCUAGGUACCUGAUGUCAAGAAUUAAUAACGGACAAGUAAUCCUCUUUAUUAUUACUAGUACUUUUGCGUUGGUGCUGAAUAUUUUAAAGUAGGUGUAUGAACCCUGUGAAAGUCAGGAAUUCUGUUUACAUCUUGUUUAUCGAUGUGAGGCAAGUCCUUGAGUUUUAGUCUGUCGGGCAUAAUGAGGGGUGACACCUUGCCUUAAAUAACAGCCCCCUGCUGAUAAUUGAUCUGUUGUGAUUUAAGGGUCAGCCAACCGUCACCUUUGGCCGAAGGGGAAUUCUAGUCGGUAUGAAAAAACUUGACUAACAAGAAUUUGGUUGAACUUUUAAGAAAUGCGAGUAUUUUUGGCACUUUCAAUGGUCAAAAUCCCCACACUGAAUGCUCUGCUGACUUUUUAGUUGAUUGAAUGUGUCAAUUAACUUUGCAUGUGGCAAACCUAUAAACCUUUUCGAACCAGAGAAAACUAGUUUUCUCUUUAGUUAUAUUGACAUUUAUUGUUAACCAAUACAACCAAAAAAUCUGUAAUAGGAAUUGAGGAGAAAGGAUACACAGAAAUUAAUCAAACUUUAUUUGACCAAAAAGGUAUUCUGUAACUAUAUUAGUACUUUUUUGUUUUCUGCUACUAUUUGUCUUACUUAAAGAUAAUUAGCAAACCAACCAUUGCUCUCAUCCAAAAAGUGUCAUUACCUGCUUUUGAUACCUCUGCCUUCACUUACUCACUGUAAAAUCAGUUAGGAGCAGACACGACAUUCUGCGUGGUACCACAAGCAUAUAUCAUUACAAUGCUUGAAAAUAACAACAGCACCUGGCUGAGUAAACAGUAUUUGGCUCUUCUAUAAAAAAUGGAUUAACUUGUCAAAAGGAGAGCAGUUAUUUUGAGUGUCGACUCAAAAAAAGCCUUUCAUUCAUUUUGAUGGACUAAGGUAAUUUGUCAGAAGCUACAUCAUGCUUGGAUUAAAUUGAACUCUUUUAAUCAAGUUAGCAUUUCAGGAUGUUUUUUCUCCUUUCUUUUAUAUGGAAACGUAGUUAGAGCGAGAAUUUUGUGUAUAUGAUUGGUGAUUUGUAUUUGAUAAACAUUUGUUAUGAAAUUGUGUUGUGUAUAUAAUUGAUCAUUGCAAAUUUUGUAUGAAUAAAUUAAAUUAAAAUC